Peronospora matthiolae is the source of this 165-nucleotide messenger RNA. The record is from the annotation of a GenBank genome assembly. Lineage: Eukaryota; Oomycota; Peronosporomycetes; Peronosporales; Peronosporaceae.
AUGGAGUUCUUAACGCAGCUACUGUCAGCUGCUUGUUGUGCGGACAAUAAAUUGGACUCGUCAGGUGCUGUGCCCGUCAAUGGUUCUGGCCCGUUGACUCCUCUUCCUGUGUACGAGUUGUUUGCAGUCGUGUCGCACCUGGGCAAGUACGUGGUGGGAGGUUAA